CACGAUCCAAGCCAAGCAUGUACACAAAAAUGUUUCCGUGGUUUCGCACAUGUGGGUGAAGUGGUGGAUGUGUGUGACAGAGGUACUCUAGGUUUUGCUUAACAAUGGACACCUCCGACUUCUUUAGAAAAUUAUGUGUCGGUGUAAACUUCGAUGUUCGAAAAUUUAAAAAAGAUGCAGAAAGGUUUGAGAUAAUAAAAACCAAGCGGACAGGCGAACAUAAAAGCGUAGAACCUGCGCAGUCAAGCGGCACAACCACCGCAAACGUUACUCAAAACCAAGAUCCACCAGAACCGGCGAAUGAUAAGUCAAAAAAGAAGAAGAAGGUUGGUAACACUGAAGCACAACGUUUCGAGGAGGUCUGUCGGCUACGGAAAAGCUACGGGAUUAAGGUGAAGGGCUCUGAUGUACCUUAUCCUGUGACUUGUUUCGACGACCUAACGAAGAGGUACAAAGUGCCGGCGUGGCUGCUGAAUAAUGUCCGUUCCUUGGGAUACGCAGAACCAACUCCUGUUCAGAUGCAGGCGAUUCCAGCUAUGAUGGAACGAAGAGAGCUAAUGUGUUGUGCUCCCACUGGCUCGGGCAAAACGGCAGCAUUCUUAAUCCCACUUGUGCACCACCUGAAGCAACCCUGUAAGGUGGGUUUCAGGGGUCUCAUCGUGGCACCGACACGAGAACUUGCUCGGCAGACAUGUCGUGAAUGCCUGGCACUUUGUGAAGGUUCGGGCCUCCGAGUUUAUGUGCUCAGCAAGACUGAUGCUGCCAAGAGAAGUCUGGGCACAAAAGCAAAAUUUGAUAUCCUGGUCACAACUCCAAAUCGUCUCGUGUAUCUUUUGAGGGAAGGCAUCAUUUCACUGAAAUGCGUUGAGUGGCUUGUUGUGGAUGAGUCUGACAAACUUUUUGAAGCUGGUCAGCAGGGCUUUAGGGAUCAACUAGCUGAGAUAUACAGGGCGUGCUGUGGGGCCAAACUGCGCCGUGCCCUCUUCAGUGCAACAGCAGCAUCUGAGCUCGAGGAGUGGUGUCGACUCAAUCUUGAUGCCUUGCUCAGUAUUUAUAUUGGACCAAGGAAUUGUGCAACUGAGGCAGUGGAGCAGGAACUAAUGUUCGUGGGCGAUGAGUCUGGAAAGCUGACAGCAUUUCGAGACCUUGUGCGAAAGGGCCUGCAGCCCCCUGUCCUGGUCUUCACACAGAGCAAGGAGAGAGCCCGAGAGCUGUUCGAUGAGCUCAUCUACGAUGGCAUCAAUGUUGACGUUAUUCAUUCUGAGCGGACGCUUACGCAACGUGAUAACGUGAUUCGAAGCUUCCGCUCUGGAAAGAUCUGGGUUCUCAUCUGCACGGAUCUCAUGGCCCGUGGUAUUGAUUUUAAGGGUGUAAGCCUGGUUUUGAACUACGAUGUCCCACCUUCAGUUGUCUCCUAUGUCCAUCGUGUCGGCCGCUCAGGGCGAGCAGGACAUAGGGGACGCGCAGUGACAUUUUUCACAGAACAGGAUGUGGUGAACAUCAGAAGUAUAGCAAGGGUCAUUGCUGAAGCAGGAUAUGAAGUGCCCCAGUAUCUCCUGGAGCUGCCACGUCCUUCCAAAAACCAGAAGAGGGACCUCCUGAAACGUGGAAUAAAACGGCACCACAUAUCUACCUUACCUAAGGAUGAGCUAGCCAAACAGAGGCACAAGAGGAGAAUCAUUGAAAGAAGCAGGAAGCAGAAGAAGCAGAAGCUGACUGGUGAUAAAGGGUAGCUUCAGUGUGCUCUGCAUAGGUCAUAUGAACAGUGCCUUUUUAACCAACAAAAAAUAAAGUUUGCAAAAACUUU
Molecule: messenger RNA, 1807 nt
Organism: Ornithodoros turicata
Lineage: Eukaryota; Metazoa; Arthropoda; Arachnida; Ixodida; Argasidae
Gene: ais
Product: probable ATP-dependent RNA helicase DDX52
Exons: 13
Coding region: 105-1733 (542 amino acids)
Biological process (GO): maturation of SSU-rRNA
Molecular function (GO): ATP binding; RNA helicase activity; nucleic acid binding
Source: RefSeq, a predicted model, not a curated record